Molecule: messenger RNA, 924 nt
Organism: Peniophora sp. CBMAI 1063
Lineage: Eukaryota; Fungi; Basidiomycota; Agaricomycetes; Russulales; Peniophoraceae
Source: the annotation of a GenBank genome assembly
AUGUGGUUCUGCAUCAGCAUAUCCCUUGCAUUGCUUUCAUUGCUGCCACUGGUCAUUGCACUACCUCCUGCGACCAGACGCCAGUCUUUUCCUACCUUGACCGAGAGUCAGAUACACGCGUUUAAACCGUACACCCUCUUCGCGAGCGCGGCCUAUUGUAACCCCUCCGUCACGCGGACCUGGACAUGCGGUCUGAACUGCGAGGCAAACCCCGACUUUCAACCACUUGCUUCGGGCGGCAACGGCGGGCUGAUCCAGUAUUGGUAUGUCGGUUACGACCCGGCACAAGAUGCCAUCAUCGUGGCACACGAAGGAACCAACUCGGGGAACCUCACCGCCGAUCUCACGAACGUCCUAGUCACUAUGGACCCACUUGAUUCAACACUCUUCCCCGACAUACCUGCUGAUGUCCUGGUACAUACAGGCUACCAACUCGCGCAUGCUAGGACUGCCCCGAUCAUCUUGGCGAACGUCAAAAUGGCCCUCCAGCAACACCCUGGCAGGGAUGUUGUUAUCACGGGCCACUCUCUCGGUGCCGUCCUGUCCUUGCUGGAUGCUGUCUACCUCCCCAUGCACCUACCCGAUACCGUCAAGAUAAGCACCAUAGGUUACGGGCUCCCUCGCCUCGGAAACAUUGCCUUUGCCGAGUAUGUUGACGCGCAUGUCAAUCUGACCCAUAUCACGUAUCAACGCGAUCCUUUUCCAACUCUGCCCUUUCGUUUCCUCGGCUUCCAGCAGCCCGGCAAUGAGGUUCAUAUUGACCAAAGCGAUGACUGGGUGCAGUGCCCUGGUCAAGAAAACGGGUCGGCGGAAUGCAUUGAUGGGGCAGUGGAAGGGGCAGGUGGUACCUUGGUGGAUUUGGUCAAUGUCGAGGACCACGAAGGUCCUUAUGAUGGUGUCGUGAUGGGUUUAGGAGAGUGUUAG